Molecule: messenger RNA, 1504 nt
Organism: Closterium sp. NIES-65
Lineage: Eukaryota; Viridiplantae; Streptophyta; Zygnematophyceae; Desmidiales; Closteriaceae
Source: the annotation of a GenBank genome assembly
UGAGUUGAGGUACUGCAAUCCAUUCCCUUGGUUGCCCCCGGAUACCCAAGGCAGAAACACCUUUCCCUUGGGACAUCUGCAGCAGCUCACUCGCCUGCAUUUGUCCAAAGCCCUUCUACUCCCCUCGCUACCAGACGAGCUCUCCCAGCUGCACAACCUGCAGUCUUUGCAUGUGGCCAACCAUCAUCAACUGUCUGGGAAGCUGCCUGGGUGGAUCUUCAGCCUCACAGACUUGACUUCAUUGACUAUUUCUGGAAACAGCUUUUCAGGCUCCAUUCCAGACGCAAUUAGCAACCUCAAGCAGCUACGGGAGUUAUGCCUUGGGGAGCAAAUGCUCUCAGGGCCCAUACCUGAGUCAAUCGGAGCUCUCACCAACCUGGAACUCAUAUGGCUGGAAGGCAACGGUCUGAGUGGCACCAUUCCGGCCUCCAUAGGCAACCUCUCCGCACUCACCACCCUGAAGCUCGUCCGCAACAAUCUCUCAGGCUCCAUUCCAGAGGCAGUGAGCAGCCUUAAGCAGCUGAGGGAGUUGGACGUCAACCACAAUGAUCUCUCGGGCUCCAUUCCAGAGGAGAUUGGCCACCUCAGGCAGCUAUGGGAGCUGAAACUCAACGACAACCGUCUUGCGGGGACGAUACCUGCUGCAAUCACCAUACUCACUAAUCUCGCAUACCUGCACCUUGACAACAACCAGCUUACGGGAGAGCUGCCCUCCUUCCACCACAUCACCCACCUCACAUCGCUACACAGGCUGUCUGUUGCCUACAACUACCUCACAGCCACAGCAGACGCCUUCCCGUUCAACACCACCAGCCCAGACCCAGACGACCCCUCAGGAGGCCACAGCUCGUGCGUAUUCACCCACAACUGCCUUGAGUGGGUCUACUGCGGCCACGGGCUGAACCAGAGGCGUGACAGUGAGUGCCGGGCGUUCUGUGGGGUGCAAGUGCAGCCGCUCAGAGAGCAGAGGCUGACCCCCCCGUGCAGCGGGCAUGGCGUGUGCUCCUUGGUGCCGGACCCGUCUCACGCCAUGUCUCCGUGUGAUGAAGACGAGGAGUUCUGGCCACCCCACUGUGAACCUGUGGGGCAGUGCACCUGUGAUGACGGGUACACGCCAGGGACUGCUGCUGGCACGUGCGUCUCUCACGAUACCCUGCUGGUGCCUCAAGGAACAAUAAUCCAAAGCCCUACUGGCCAUCCUGACUACCAGGUAGACAGAAUCAAGAAUCCUCCUACCGCCUCCCGCCCUCUCCUCAUCCAUCCUGCAGGCACCAACUUACCCUUUGAGCCGCCAGGCACUACCAUCGUGGGGGUGAUUCUGUAUGAUCUCCAGGCGCCUAAAAACCUGCUGCUGCUCUUGCUCUUUCUUCCACCGCUGUUGCUGGCCUUCUCACUGCCACAUCUUCUGAGGCGCCUCAGGAAUCGACCCCCCACGCGCUACUUCUUUUCGAAGAGAGCCCUCGCUGCCCUGCAAGCUUCCAUGGAUGUGGAGAUCACUUGCUAG